CAGACUCGCGGGUUGUCGAUCUUUUAAGCCUUUUUUUUCAGGAUCAACCAGGCAGAAAUUUCCCCUUUCUUGUGGAAGAACACAACCCAAAAAAUUAACAUAAAAUAACCUUAAAAUAUCGUCAGAGAUGGACUUUCUUCUCACAAUAGACAAAACUAGGAAUAGAAGCUACGAGGCUGAGGGGAAGGCCAAGACGCUUGCAACAAUGCUAAUGCGAAACCAGCUGGAAUGUUUCAAAAAUUUCAAAGAGUUUUUGUUGACUUAAGAUGAGAGUGGGGGCGAAUGCCAACCUAUGAUUGACCUCGGUCUCCAUGUCUGUUUAAUUUAUCUUUUCUCUUCUUUUGUGUCAUUCAACUUACAAUUGGUUGGUUUGCCCUACUCAGGCACCCAAAACUAGUCAGGUGUUCACUGCUAGUACUGCUACAGUACCGCCUUACUGCGUCAAUGUUGGAUCUGUGCCACUUUAUGAAAUUCCACCCUUGCAGUCAGUCAUCAUGAAAUUAUGGCGACAAUGCGUGUCUCGCCCCUUGCGGCUAUUCCUAUGGCUCCUAGUUGUUGUACUCCUGCUAUGGAAGUCCCUUCCCUACGAACACCCGAUCCGAUUAUCGGCUCGCUUCAAUGUUAAAGCUUUGAGUACCGCGUGGAUAUCUUAUCUAGGAGAUCGUUGGUGGUUUGCAGACCAAUCUACCUUUCCAGUGGUGAUAUCGAAUGAUGUUGCUGUGUUGAUGAAAUCCGGGUUCGGGACAAAGGACCGCAUCUCCGCCUGGUUGGAAGCUCACGAGCAGGAUAAAUUCAACAACCUCCUCCUGGUGGGCGACUUCUCUACCCAGUCUGGACAGCUUUUUAGCUACAAUGGUCGGCGCCUACCUGUCUUUGAUCUCGUAGCUUGGAUGCUGGAAAGGGGGUACCUGUCCGCAGAGCUGGCGCAUCCACGAUUGAUGAAACAUUCCAACUUGAGUGUCGCUAUUGCUAGCGGGGACAUCGACACUGCAAAGGCACUAUCGCAGUCGUUCGGAUGGGAGCUGGAUGCCUUAAAGUUUAUCUCGGGCCUAGAGCUUUGCUAUGAACAGAUGCCAGAUAAAAAAUGGUAUAUCUUAGCUGAUGACGAUACCUAUCUUAUGCAGCCCGCCCUCAAGCUGCUACUAGAGCACCUUGAUCCGGAAGUGCCCUACUACGUGGGCAAUGCCGUAGGUGACUACAAAGGCCGCUUUGCACACGGAGGCUCCUCUGUGAUCCUCUCACAGGCGACGAUGCGCUCGCUUUUCUCGCACCGCGAAGUCAUAACCUCGGCACAUCUAGAGUCUCUCGAAGAAACGUGGGGCGAUAAGCUUCUUGCGACGACUUUGCUCAAGUUGGGCAUUUAUCUAGACGAGCAAUAUGUCAUUUUCUUCAACGGGGGUCCGCCUCGAGCCAUAAGGGUCACGGAGGAUCGGUUGUGUGCGCCAAUUAUCUCUUUUCACAAUCUAUCUCCUUCGGAAAUGAUCAAUGUCGGUCGGAGGUUUCAGCAUACAGACGACUUUCUUCUUUGGAUUGACCUGUGGGAUAUAUAUGGCGCCCCAUCCCUCGACUCGCCGAUUCUUGAGUCAGGUCGGAAGGGCUGGGACCAUGUUGGAGGCCUAGAUGAAUCUACCAUGACCGUCAAGGAUAUCCUAACAGCACAGGGCUGUGUUAAAAUCUGCCACAACUACUCGAAGUCUUGUCUGGCGUGGACGUGGGAGUCAGAGAAACAGCUGUGUCACAUCAGCAACUGGAUGGUGCCGGGAGAUCAGGCUGAAGGCAAAACCUCGGGGAUCAAUGUACCGCGCGCGAAAAGUCUGGUCAACAGGUGCCGGCCGUGAUAAAUUGGAAGCGUACCCUGUUUACUCUGCAAAACCUCAGAAACCUCUCACCGCCACAAUACAAGGCUAUCAUUAACAGCCGAGUUUUGGAGGAUCCCUGUUCAGCCGCAAUGAAGCCGUUGGUUGCCGAUGGUAUUACGACACCCGGUGACCGUGAAGUCGCUCCACUGGGCAGUGACCAAAUCAUCUCAGUCAGCAUGAGCGAACAAUAUCUUGCUUCAUGAAUGACACGGCGAGGCUUUGAAUUUAUUCAACAGAGCGCCAUAUUGUUCGGCGACAAGGCUGGAUAAAACAAUGGCUUCGCCCUCCACAGGGCUUAUUCCGCACGUCUGGGCCCUUUUCAUCCCCUCCCUCUCACGCUCUUAACGUUCCUAUAUAUGUCUUACUGUACAUAUUUUCUUUACUCUUCGCCGUAUAUGCUUGGAAUGUUUCUCGUCUUGUCAUUAGAGCCCAGCUUCAGCUGAUUAGAGAGUCGAUUAUCGACAGAGACCAAUACAUUAGAUUUGAAUAAAUUUAGUAAAGAUUCUA
Messenger RNA from Aspergillus alliaceus, 2366 nucleotides. RefSeq lists its product as uncharacterized. NCBI's taxonomy places the organism in Eukaryota, Fungi, Ascomycota, Eurotiomycetes, Eurotiales, Aspergillaceae. Bases 495 to 1838 code for a protein of 447 amino acids. Gene Ontology annotation, molecular function: glycosyltransferase activity. The record is from RefSeq and is a predicted model, not a curated record. The transcript is spliced from 2 exons. Gene Ontology annotation, cellular component: membrane.